This is a messenger RNA of Wickerhamiella sorbophila, 1326 nucleotides long. Its product is annotated as Protein BFR2. The transcript has a single exon. Gene Ontology annotation, cellular component: nucleus; nucleolus. Bases 1 to 1326 code for a protein of 441 amino acids. Lineage: Eukaryota; Fungi; Ascomycota; Dipodascomycetes; Dipodascales; Trichomonascaceae. Gene Ontology annotation, biological process: maturation of SSU-rRNA from tricistronic rRNA transcript (SSU-rRNA, 5.8S rRNA, LSU-rRNA). The record is from RefSeq and is a predicted model, not a curated record.
AUGGCUAGGUCGCUUGCCGAACAGUUGGCAAAAUUCGCCAAUCCGGAGCCGGAGGAUUUUGAUCCCGAAGAUUUUGAGCGCAACAGUGAUGUAUCACAAUCUGACAAUGAAGAGGCUCGUGCACACUACGUCGAGGUGGGCAAAAGCCGUCUGCGUGAUGAUGGACCGCUAGUGCACAGUUCAAAAUACAAAGGCUCGAGAGUCUCCCGCCAAGAUCUCGAUACUUUCGGAGCCAGUGAAAGUGAGGAUGAUGUUGAAGAUGAAGAACUCAGUCAAGAAGAUUCCAGCCAAGAACUCAGUCAAGAACUCAGUCAAGAAUCUAGUGAUGAAGUGCCCAGUGAAGAAGAAAGUUCUAGCGAUGAAGAAGGGUCUAGUUCUAGCGAUGAAGAAGGGUCUAGUGAUAUCGAUGAGAACAGCCAUCAGAAUGGUAACGGGAAAGCCGCUGCCGUUGCCGCUAUUCUCAAAGAAGAACAGAAGCAGCUUGUAAACCGACUUUCUCAAACCGCCCAGGCAGACAUCGUCAAAGGAAAAGCAGUUCAAUCCCAAAUGUCUGUUUAUGAGGGUCUUCUGGAUGCUCGAAUUCGACUGCAAAAAAUCUUGAAUAUCAGUAACACCUUGACAGAAUCAGACCCCGAGGAGGCAAAUGAGGCAUUCGAAGCCAUACUUGUACUUUUGUCUGCUCUAUCAAAGAUUCGUCACAGCAUGCAGAAAGAAUUAUUCGACUCUAGAAAACGAAGUUUAUCGGAUUAUAUUACCGAAAGCACCCAAGCCGACGACGAGUUGGUCGAACGCCGCGAAAAUGUUCUUGGCAAAUGGAGCCGUAAAGUUCAGCUCUCCUCGGGAUCUAGUGCUCUUCAAUCUUCAAAGUUCAAAUCACUCAAUCAGUCCGCUGCCACGCAGGUAUCAAGUGUUCUCGCCGAUAUGGAUCGUUUAGUUAAGCGCACACGGACUAACCGUUCUCGCUACGAGCUGAAUGGCGAGGUUCCCGACGAAUCAGAGCUCAUUUUUGAUGAUACAGACUUUUACCGUUUACUGCUCAAGGAUUUGGUAGACAGAAGAAUGACAGAAGCUGGUAGUGGGGUUAAAUGGUCUUCCGUUAAAACCAAGGCCAAGAAAAAGGUUGACACUAAAGCAUCAAAAGGCCGCAAGUUAAGAUAUCACGUUCAAGAAGAGAUUCAGGGCUUUGAUGCCCCACGUGCUGUAUUUACCUGGACUGAAGAGCAGGCCGAAGAGCUCUUCUCGCACUUACUUGGACAGUCUAUCUCAAUGGACGAUCAAGAGCCAGAGGAAGAGAUUGAAGUCGGUGAUCUCCAGUUGUUCAGUUAA